Rhodofomes roseus is the source of this 1571-nucleotide messenger RNA. Its product is annotated as acid protease. The transcript is spliced from 8 exons. The record is from RefSeq and is a predicted model, not a curated record. Gene Ontology annotation, biological process: proteolysis. NCBI's taxonomy places the organism in Eukaryota, Fungi, Basidiomycota, Agaricomycetes, Polyporales, Fomitopsidaceae. Gene Ontology annotation, molecular function: aspartic-type endopeptidase activity. The coding region runs from base 232 to 1560 and encodes 442 amino acids.
CCGAACACUGCGUCCAUGUGUAGUGCCGGCCCCAUCUUGUGCGUUCAUGCCUAUUCUUGCCCGUCUAGCUAGGCUGCGAUCUGAUUGCGCCUGCCAUAGUAGAUCCUCAAACGAGCACCGGCUGUGCAGUAGGCUCGAUGUUACUCCUUCGUUCGCCUGUCGUCGAACACUACUAACCGACCUGCCAUCUGCCCUCCUCGCUCCUUCGCAAGAGACAAGCAGUGACACGCCAUGGCACUCGGUUCCUCCCUCCUGACCACCGUCCUCCUCGCGCUUGCCGUCGCCGCGAGCCCGGUACAGGUUAACAAGCCCCUCGUUUCCCUGCCGUUGGUGCGCCGUACGAACAGCACAGGCCUCUCCAACUUGCUCGCGAACGACCAGGCGAGGGCCCGUAACCUCAAGGAGCGCGCCCAGGCCAAGCUCGAGGGCCGCGCGGCAAGUGUUGAGGCGACCAACGUCGUUGACACCUACGUCGUCAGCGUCGGUGUCGGAUCCCCUGCUACCCAGUACUCCCUCCUGGUCGACACCGGCUCCUCCAACACUUGGCUUGGCGCUGACAAGAAGUACACCAAGACCUCUACUAGCAAAGACACCGGCUCCCAGGUCUCCGUUACCUACGGCUCGGGCAGCUUCUCCGGCGAAGAGUACACAGACACUGUUACGCUCGGUGACGGGCUGACCAUCACCGGACAAUCCAUUGGCGUCGCCAGCUCGGCCCAGGGCUUCUCCGGUGUUGAUGGUAUCCUUGGCGUUGGUCCCGUCGCUCUGACUCAAGGUACUCUCCAGAGCUCCGACGACACUAUCCCCACUGUCACGGACAACUUGCUCUCGCAGGGCACCAUUUCCACGGAGGUCCUCGCGGUCUCCUUCGAGCCGGCUACCUCUGAGAGUGACGCCAACGGCGAACUCACCUUCGGUGGUACCGACUCCUCCAAGUUCACCGGCUCGAUCAACUACGUUCCGAUCACGUCUACCUCCCCCGCAAGCGAGUACUGGGGUAUCGACCAGUCCAUCAGCUAUGGAUCCAAGUCGAUCCUGAGCAGCACUGCCGGCAUCGUCGACACCGGCACCACCCUUGUCCUGAUCGCUAGCGGUAAGUGGCUCAACACUGUGAACGCGAGUGGUACGACACUGACGAAUAUGCACCGCAGACGCGUACAGCGCGUACAAGUCCGCUGUUGGUGGGACCGAGGACCAGAGCACCGGUCUCCUUCGCAUCUCGAGCUCGCAGUACAGCAACCUCGAUACCCUCAACUUCAAGAUCGGCGACGUACGUCUCGUCCUCUCUCCCCUUUUCAACGUGCACUGAUAUCGGUCCGACAGACGACCUACGGCCUGACGGCGAACGCGCAGAUCUGGCCGCGCUCGCUGAACUCCGCGAUUGGCGGCACUGCGGACGACAUCUACCUCGUCGUGAACAGCAUCGGGAGCGCAUCCGGCGAGGGCCUUGACUUCAUCAACGGCUACGCGUUCCUCGAGCGUUUCUACUCCGUCUACGACACCACCAACUCGCAGGUCGGCUUCGCGGAGACGCAGUACACGAGCGCGACCAGCAACUGAGUCUGCUCGAC